Molecule: messenger RNA, 309 nt
Organism: Coregonus clupeaformis (lake whitefish)
Lineage: Eukaryota; Metazoa; Chordata; Actinopteri; Salmoniformes; Salmonidae
Product: phospholipase A2 pkP2-like
Exons: 2
Coding region: 1-309 (102 amino acids)
Biological process (GO): arachidonate secretion; phospholipid metabolic process
Molecular function (GO): A2-type glycerophospholipase activity
Source: RefSeq, a predicted model, not a curated record
AUGAGACUAUCCUGGUUCAGGGUGAUGAUGAUUGUCUGUGCCAACCCUGACAGCUGGCCUGUGCUGGACUAUGCUGACUAUGGCUGCUACUGUGGGAAGGGCAGCUCGGCACACCUGUGGAUGCACUGGACAGGUACGCAAUGCCACCUGUGUUCCAAUUGCUGUCAGAUUCAUGAUCAGUGCUACUCUGAUGCCAUCCAGCAUGAGGAUUGCUGGACCAUCUUUGACAACCCUUACACUGAAAUAUACAGCUACAAGUGCGAUAGAGCUUCUAAGACUGUCACCUGCGAAGAUGAGUGUUCAGCAUAA